Molecule: messenger RNA, 749 nt
Organism: Drosophila arizonae
Lineage: Eukaryota; Metazoa; Arthropoda; Insecta; Diptera; Drosophilidae
Gene: sog
Product: chordin short gastrulation
Biological process (GO): dorsal/ventral pattern formation; multicellular organism development; negative regulation of BMP signaling pathway
Molecular function (GO): BMP binding
Source: RefSeq, a predicted model, not a curated record
CUUCAGUUUGUCCAAGAUCGCGCCGACCGAACGAACGACGCUAGAAAAGACGCGCGCGACAACAACAAAAACAACGACGACCACGACGAAAGAAAAAAAAACGCAGCGAAUUCGAAUGAUAGAAAAAAAGCAUAACACAAACAAAAACCAUACGAAAGCCGAAGACAGCCGAUUCCGAGUGCAGCCGAAAUUGAGAAAUAAACGCGAACUGUUAAAAGUUAACGGUUAAACGCGAGYGUCGUCCUGCACCAGCAGCAACAACAACAAGCAGCGGCUUUUGCGAAAACAAAACGCGCAUUUUUCAAUUCUUAAGAAGAAGAAGCGAAGGAAACUAAAGUAUAAAAAAAAAAUCUACGAAAAUGAACAACAAUCAAACGAAUAUUGCGACGGCCUUGGCCACGGCCACAGGCACGGUCCAAACGCUGGAGAGGCAUGCCAACAUUAGUUGCAGCAACUGUUGCAACACCAGCAGCAACAGCAACAGCAACUGCAACAGCAGCAGCAACAGCAGCAACAACAGCAACAGCAACACAAACAACGCCACAUAUUAUUAUCAGAGAAGAUUGCAACACCUGCUGCUGCUCGCUUUGCUCGUCUGCGUUGCCAGCCUCAACAGCUGUUGGCUCCAGCCGGUGCAGGCGCGACGCCACGCCCCCUUAAUGUUCGAGGAGGCCGAUACGGCCAGACGCUCCAAUAGACCAGCAGGUAAGUCCAAGUAUAAAUAUCAUACAUAGUAUCGUAUCGUAUCA